AUGGUAUACACGGACACCCAAAUGAGCCUCAGCGCCUUCAUCGGCGUAGGGAUCGUCGCCUUCGCCACGUUCCGCAUCAUCAUCACCGGCUUAACGAACCCACGCCGCCACAUCCCAGGCCCAUGGUGGGCCAGGUUCACCUCGGUGCCCAUGAAUUACCACUGCAGAGGGCACGGCAGACGUGGCCAAAUGGUGGAAGUUCAUGGUGAGCGACGUCGUGUCGCGGAUCGGCUUCGGCCAGGCAUGGCGCUGCAGACUCUGGGCCAGACCGUCCCGCUCCGGCAGUAUGUGUCGGUCGAGACGAUCGACAUGCUGGCGAGGGUGCUCCCGAUAGCUUGGCUGAAGCGCGUGGCGGCUGCCAAACAGGCCAUCUAUGACCAAGGGUCUAUUGCCGUUGAGAACAUGAGGAGGAACAAGGACAGUGAUAAGAGGAAUAUCUUCUUCAAGAUCGUCGAGGAGGUCGACCACAAGGAGACUUCGGGGCUGACUGAUGACGCUGUACGCUCCGAGGCGGCGACUUUCAUGAUCGGAGGUGCCGAGACGACCAGCGCCGCGCUGACGUAUCUCACUUGGGCGAUAGUGAGGCGGCCCGAGUUACAGAAGAGGAUCGAGGAUGAGGUGGCCAGCCUGAAGCCAGGCUUCACCGACGAAGAUGUCGAGGCCUUGCCGCUGCUGAACGCAGUCAUCAACGAGGCCCUUAGGAUGGUGUGUCCUCCGGACGGAGCGACAGUUGAGGGUGUUUAUAUCCCAGGUGGUUCCACCGUGUGCACAGUGACAUAUGCCGUCCAUCGGGUUCCAGAGAUCUUUCCGAAUGGUGCUCCUCUCAGGUUCGACGAGACCCGUUUCAAGGAUACAUCUCCUGAGGUCAAGGCCGCAUUCUCGACCUUCAUGAUAGGAUCGCGGUCGUGCAUCGGUAAGCAGCUCGCCAUGAUGGAGCUGCGGCUGGCUGCCGCGUUGCUGUUCAGAGAGUGCAGGGGCCUGCGGUUGGCGCCGAGCUGCACGGACGAGUCGAUGGAGCAGCUCCAGUGGGUGUUUACUGGGCCGAAGGGAGGGAAGUGCGAGAUGAGCUUGUAA
Molecule: messenger RNA, 1074 nt
Organism: Diaporthe batatas
Lineage: Eukaryota; Fungi; Ascomycota; Sordariomycetes; Diaporthales; Diaporthaceae
Exons: 4
Coding region: 1-1074 (357 amino acids)
Molecular function (GO): oxidoreductase activity, acting on paired donors, with incorporation or reduction of molecular oxygen; heme binding; monooxygenase activity
Source: RefSeq, a predicted model, not a curated record